CCUUUGGCAUUUUUACCAAAUUAGACAAAUUAACACCAUUCUUUAUGCAUAUACAUACAUGAACUGACCCUGCAACAUAUGUAUAAUAAUAUAUGAAAGCUCACUUAAUAAGUGAGUAAAUACUUAAUUACAUAACUCAACAUCUCAUCUUUUUCUCACACAAAGACUUCACAGACAAAACAGACUAAUCGUAGCCCACUAAUACAAAUAAAUAACGAAAGAAUUUAACACGCUGUAUAUAUCGUAUGUAUAUAAGCAUGCACCACUGUUUGAAUAAUUGCACACACUGCAUACGAAUGUAAAUAUGUAUCUGAAUCAAACAAUGCAAUCAGGGUAGAGAUCACAUGCACAAAAGUUUUCUUAAAUUCAUUCAUUCGCCACUUGCUAAUUGACGAUCUUGAGUGCAUAGCACGUUAAGCUACACGUUUUGCUAUGAAUGCUUCACUGCUUUCAUAACAGCGUUAUAUGUGCAUAUGCAUGUAGCAGAUCUCUGAAAAUUGUGUGUAACGUAUGUAACAUAACUGGUUUUUGUUUUUCAAAAAGCAAGUUACUAUCGAGUUGUUCCUUCCUUCCUUGUGAAUUUUUCUUACCGUCAUCUCUUUGAUUUUGCAUUACAGACACUUAUUCUACGUAUGAAAAUGGUGUAAAGAUCUGCACCAAAAAAAAGAAUUGCAGUGGAUGCAAAAGAUUAGUUGGUUGUGUGGCAUCUCUUUCGCGUCGGUGGUUGCACUCUUUACUCAACUUUCCACAAUUAAGGUGCCACAACCCCACAUAUCAUGGGUUGUAACAGCAUAGCUUUCUUAUUUAUAUUCUUUUGAAUGUGUAUAAAUUAAAAUUUUGAAUAUUUCCUGAAAAGGGUAAAAAAAAGUUUAAUCGUAAAAUAAUUGUGAAAAAGUGCGAGUGUUUCAAAAUGCCGUCAUAUCUUUCCAUCUUUCUCUACAUCUUGGAAUAUUUGUACGAGAGAUUUUUACGUCUUUUAACCGGGGAUUUAAUAAUUGAUGAGGAAACGGACCCUUCCACCGUGGUGGGAAAAGUGGCUUUAGUCACGGGAGCGAAUUCUGGUCUAGGAAAGGAAGUCGCCAUCGCCCUGGCAGCUCGAGGCUACAAGGUUAUCUUGGCCUGUAGAAAUCUUACCCUGGGGAAGAGCGUUGUCCAAGAGAUUCAGCAGAGGACAAGAGCCUUAUCAAGCAACUUGAUCCUGAAAGAACUCGACCUUGCCAAUCUAUCUUCCGUACGAACUUUUGCCUCCCAAGUGUCCACACAAUACCCGAAGCUGACCCUUCUCGUCAACAAUGCUGGCGUCUAUUUCGACUCUGACGAGCGACAAGUGACCAAGGAUGGGUUCGAGGUGCACAUGGGGGUCAACCACUUGGGUCACUUCCUCCUCACCAAUCUCCUCCUGGACAACCUCAAGGCCGCCGCACCCUCUCGCAUCGUCACAGUCACCUCGACCAACCAACUCAUCGCGGACUUGCAACUGGACGACCUCAUGUUGGAACGAGUGGAAAACUUUGGUUUUCAAAACACGAUUCCCUACAACAAUUCCAAAUUGGCUAAUUCCCUCUUCACAAAGGAGUUGGGGAAGAGGUUGGUGGGUUCGGGAGUGACGACGUACUCCGUCUGUCCUGGCCUCGUCGCGACCGACGUGUUUAGAAAUUUUACACCGUUCCGAAAAUUUUAUACCAACCUCAACAUUUUGUUGGUGGGGUUGACGGCGAAGCAGGGAGCUGAGACCAUCCUUUACUGUGCUCUGGACAAAAACUUGUCCAAAGAGACAGGACAAAUCUACCGAUUUGGGAAACAUUUCAAAUCUGCCAUGAAAAAGAUGGACGGACAAGUGGGGAAAAGUCUGUGGGACAUUAGUCUACAACUUGUUGGGCUUAAUAAAAAGUAAAUGUCGAGUAAUAAAUGACAAAAGGGAGGAGGCGUGAUGAAAGUUGUUGCCCCGUGCGUGCCAACCCAAUACGGACAUUUCUGCUUAUUAAAAAGUAUAUAAUACUCAAAUAGCUAUGAAUUUAUUAUUUUUAUGUAAUAAAAAUUUUAGAGACCAA
Folsomia candida is the source of this 2051-nucleotide messenger RNA. Its product is annotated as retinol dehydrogenase 12. NCBI's taxonomy places the organism in Eukaryota, Metazoa, Arthropoda, Collembola, Entomobryomorpha, Isotomidae. The coding region runs from base 911 to 1894 and encodes 327 amino acids. The transcript has 4 exons. The record is from RefSeq and is a predicted model, not a curated record.